ACAAAAAUAAUUAAAAUAAAAAUAUAGAGAAAGUGCAGCAUGUCCAUGGUUUGGUAAUUGGCGUUUUAUAAAGCGGCACUGCAAUUUCCCAAUCCCAAUUUCAUCUCUUUCCUUCCCUCUCCCUCUUUCUCUCUCUCACUCGCGUUCUUCUCCGACCAAUUUCGGUUUCGCCGGCGAAUUGCGUCACUCAUCGGCGUCUCCGAGCGAGGGUUUUAAUUGUCGGUCAAUUUUCCGGUGAGAUCUGGGAGUGUAUGCUUUGGGAUUUGUGUUUUGAUUUAGGGUUUUCUGUGUUGGAUUUUGUGCUUAAUAAUUGGGGAUGAUUGUUUUGGGGCAUUAGGUUUUUGUUUCUUCUUCUUUUGGCUGGAUGGAACCGGGCACGAGAAUAGCUAGCCCUUCUGGGGUUGUUGUUAAGAAUAGGAGUACUUCGGGGUGUUUGAUUGUUAGAAAGAAAGGGGAUAGUUUGGGUGGUGGAGUUGGUGGUUCUUCAAACUCCCGGAAGCAGUAUGAAUCUAAGAAAGUGAGGAAAAAGCCCAAGGCCGAAUCAAGUGAUUCGGGAUCAAGCGGCGAGUUAUUAGUACCACCUGCUAGGAGGCUUGGCCCUGAGACCAUUCGAGUAUGUAAUAGUUUGAGUGCUAUUGAGCGAGGUGGUAUGGUUGGUAGCGGGGAAAUCAGUAGGAAGAGGGAGAGAAUGGAGCCAAUUAGGCGUAAUGGGGAUGGCAUGGUCGAGGGAAAUGGCUUGGAGAGGAGGGAAAAGAAAGUAAAGAUGGAUGUGUUUGAUUUUGAUGAAUAUGAUGGAGCUGGGGCUGAAAUGAUGAGAAGGAGGCAUUUUGAUCAUGAUGGGGUUAGUUUAGGAGGAGGAGGAAGGUUUAUGGGAACAAUGCAUGCUGGUAGAGGUAGCAUUGACAGGGAAUUUGAAACUGGUUCAAGCAGACACAGUGUGGAUAAGAGAAAAAAAUCCUAUUAUGAUAGGCCAACUGGCUCGUAUCUCGGAGAUAACGUCGAACACAGUAGGGUCAAGAUGAAAAGGGAUGGAACUCAGCAUCCUCUGCCCUUGUUGAAGGAGAAGUUUAAGUCUGAUGAGUCCAUUAGGGUUCAGGGGAAAAAUGGUGUUUUGAAGGUGAUGGUUAAUAAGAAGAAGGCGGGUGGGCCUGUAGAGCCCUAUGAUCAUCGUAAACCAGUUGAAAGCAAACAAAUAUUAAGGGUGGAGGGCACUUCUAAGAGGAAUGUUCUGAUCCAUCCUUCAUCACAACUAGAAACGAAACCUGCCGAGAAACAGGGUUUACUUAUUAGGCCAGAGAAGAAACAAAUAACAACAAGAAAAUCACUGUCAAGUAAGGAGGAUAGUAAGGGUGAUGAGCAGGAUUCAGAUAACAGUGACUCAUCAAUGAAUCUGGAAGUAAAAAAUAUUGAAGCUCACACAUCUUCGAAAAAGGCAACCUCUGAAAAUGAACAGACUCCUGUGCAUGACAAGCUCCGAACCACAAAAUCAAGUGAAGGAAAAAUCAGGCGAGGUAGUGGCACGGAAAAGCAGAAACUAAGAGAACGAAUACGGGAGAUGCUUCUGAAUAAAGGUUGGACCAUAGACUAUCGCCCGCGGAGGAAUAGAGACUACUUAGAUGCGGUUUACAUUAAUCCUGCGGGUACAGCUUACUGGUCCAUCAUCAAGGCCUAUGAUGCACUUCAAAAGCAAUUGAUUGAUGAUGAUCAAGCUGCCAAGGCCAAAGGGGAGAGUUCUUCUUUUGCUCCUAUAGCUGAUGAUGUGCUCAGUCAAUUGACAAGGAAAACUCGGAAGAAGAUGGAGAAAGAUUUGAAGAUGAAGAGAAAGAAGCAAAGAGUUGAUGACAUUGAUAGUGGAAAAGAACUGCGGAUGAAAAAAUUUUCUGGCAAAAAGCAUCAUAUGAAUGUCAUGGAUAGUGAUAGCAAUGAAGAGAAGUUAAGUUCCUUUAUCAAGCAAGGAAGUAAAUCAGUGAAAACUAAAUUGACUGAAAAUGCUAUUACAGGUGGUAGCUCUAAGAAUGCUGCCCAUCACUCAAAUGAUGGAACUGAAAAAUCAUUCUUUGAAAACGACCCUCAUCUCCUACAUGGAAGAAAAAGUAGAAACCAUGGAAGGUGCACUUUAUUAGUUCGUAGUUCGAACAAAGGAUUGAAUUCAGAAUCUGACGACUUUGUUCCAUAUACUGGCAAACGAACAGUGCUUUCCUGGUUGGUUGACUCAGGGGCAGUACAGGUAAGUCAAAAGGUUCAGUACCGUCGGAAGAAGCGAGUAAUGCUUGAGGGAUGGAUCACAAGAGAAGGCAUUCAUUGUGGCUGCUGUAGUAAGAUCCUCACGGUUUCAAAGUUUGAGCUUCAUGCAGGAAGCAAAUUGCCACAGCCAUAUCAAAACAUAUAUUUGGAUUCUGGAGUUUCUCUUCUACAGUGCCAGAUAGAUGCGUGGGAUAGACAAGAGAAUUCUGGGAAAAUUAGUUUCCAUUCAGUAGAUAUUGAUGGUAAUGAUCCAAAUGAUGAUACCUGUGGUAUAUGUGGAGAUGGAGGGGAUUUAAUCUGUUGUGAUGGUUGUCCAUCAACUUUUCAUCAGAGUUGCUUGGAUAUACAGAUGCUCCCCCCUGGGGACUGGCAUUGUCCAAAUUGCACCUGUAAAUUUUGUGGACUAGCCAGUGGAACUAUUGCCAGAGAAGAUGGUGCAACUGUAUAUGCCUUACGUACUUGUGACUUAUGCGAGAAAAAAUAUCAUGAUUGUUGUGCUAAGGAUACGGUUGCCGUUCUUGCCAACUCCAAUAUGUCGGGGCAUUCCUUUUGUGAAAAAAGCUGCAAAGAGCUUUUCGAGCACUUGAAGAAGUACCUUGGCACCAAGCAUGAAAUUGAUGCAGGCUUUACAUGGUGUCUUGUUCGUAGAACAGAUGACGAUUCAGAAGCAGCUAGUAGGGGAGUCACCCAGAGGGUGGAAUGCAACUCCAAGCUGGCUGUUGCACUGACUGUGAUGGACGAAUGCUUUUUACCUGUUGUUGAUAGGAGGAGUGGGAUCAAUUUAAUUCACAAUGUUCUAUAUAAUAGCGGGUCAAACUUCAGUCGGUUGAAUUAUACUGGCUUUUAUACUGCUAUUUUGGAGCGGGGGGAUGAAAUAAUUUCUGCAGCAUCUAUCAGGUUCCAUGGGACUAAAUUAGCAGAGAUGCCAUUCAUUGGAACUCGCCAUAUACAUAGACAUCAGGGAAUGUGCCGCCGGCUUUUUUCUGCCAUUGAACUCGCGCUUUGCUCUUUGAAGGUUGAGAAACUGGUUAUUCCUGCAAUUUCUGAACUUGUUCAUACGUGGACAACAGUUUUUGGCUUCACACAUCUUGAGGAAUCACUCAGGCAAGAAAUGAGGUCAUUGAAUAUGUUGGUGUUCCCUGGUAUUGAUAUGUUACAGAAGCUUCUAGUGGAGCAAGGAGAACUCGAGGGUGCCGAGCAAUUUGAGAAUGGAGAUGUGGUUUCUAUCAAGCCUGCUGUGGUCAAUAGAUUAGAUAUGGAUCCAUCAGCUUUGCAAGAUCCUCGUGGAAGUGAGGAUGUUAGUUCCAAUCCCAAUAAGACUAGCAAUGAAUGUAGUGAUGCUUCUCACGAACUAAGCAACCAAGGUUUGAUUGACAGGACUGUGUGCUCCAAAUCUCACUCUGAGGAAAGAUUAUCUGAUUCUGUUUCAGAAAAUUGUGCUUCUCCUUCUAAUUCUAAUCAUGCAGUACUAGUAGAAAAGAAAAAUGAAAUAUCAAUGUCUUCUCCUGUUAAUGAUGAAUUGCAUCCAUCACCCAAACGUCAAAUCAUUUCACCAAAUGGCAUUGCUACUACUGGUCUUCCAUCAGAUCCCUCAGAGUGCCAUGAAAUUCCAGCUUGGGGUCAAGAAACUGCAUGUUCUGAUCUAGGUACUGCAAAAGACCUGGUUGAACCUGUUCCUGACCCAAAACCCCAUGCUUUCACUGAUAUGAACUGUGAUUCACCAGGGCUUGGCCGAAACACUGUGUUGGAUUCUCAAGUGGCGGAUAAUGCUUUGUCUUUCAAAGAGUUUGAUAUAAAUGAUGCCCAUGUUGAGGUUCUUGAAGCUGGUCCUUUAGUGAAUUUGUCUCAAGGGAACAAUACCAAAGAGGGUAAUGAAAACGUAGAUGUCUCUUGUUCUGUUCUUAAUCAUGCUGGUGAGAGUUCCUUGCAGGUAAAAUCUGAUUUGAAUGGUGAAGUUGCAUAUGAGGGGGAAAAUAAUUUACAUUUGGACAGAGAAGUUGCUUCAAAUGAAAUGCAUUCUGAUGAAACUGGCCUAAAUCCUUCUGGUGACAGUACAGAAACUGAUCCAGCAUAAGAGAAUGGUUGAGUCUAACACCGCUGAAUCAUGUCUUCAGUUCUACAGCUCAUGCGACUUGUACACAAUUUUUCAUUCAAUGAUUCAAUGCCUUGUAUGCAAUCAAUUUUCAAGGCUUUGGAACUUACAUGUCAUGUCUUAAUCUAGAUAGUCUGAAAAUGUUAUAUAGACUUCAAGGGAAAUAGUAGCAGGUCCCUUGCGUUGUUGUUUAAGUAUUAAUUUCUUAAGGUCUAAGUUGACUUCAUUCCAUGUGAAUGUUUCUUCUGCCAAAAUGCUUCAAGGUUGCUUUUGGUUCAAGUUCCAUGUCCAUAUGGGUCGAACAGGUGAAACUGCUUUCCUGUUGUAUGCACCCAUCCUUCAUAGGUUCAUACCCCAAGCAGAUCCUUUGAGUGUAAUAUAUAUAUAUGAUAUAUGAUAUAUGGUUCUCGUUGUUUGUAUCUGAAAAUCUGGUGGAGUGGAUUUGGCUUCCUUUUCAAGGACCAUUGACUAUUUUUACACAGUAACUUAUUACAUGGCAUCAGCAGUCGCAGAUACUUGGAACAA
Cicer arietinum (chickpea) is the source of this 4861-nucleotide messenger RNA. RefSeq lists its product as uncharacterized. Lineage: Eukaryota; Viridiplantae; Streptophyta; Magnoliopsida; Fabales; Fabaceae. The record is from RefSeq and is a predicted model, not a curated record.